GGAAAGGGGGAGGAAUGAAAGCUUAUUGCUAGCAAUAGCAAACGUGCAGGGCUUUGGACGCGAGUAAAAUUAAACAGAAAAACCGACCAAUGCGUUUUUCGGUUCGCAAGAUUGAAGGCGUCUAAUAGUGGGUGACCGCAGAACAAGUGGCACAGGAAGGGUAUUCAUUAGUUUUAAAAGCAGCAGUGACCCGUUCACCGGGGCCCUCGGUCGGGCUGUUUAGAUGAGUCUGGGAUACUGAUUGCAGUUGACAAGCUACUGUAUCCACUUUUCCGUCCCCCGCUCUUCUAAACCAGGAAAUCGGCCAGCUUCAGAUCUGAAAAGAAAAAGGAAGUGAAGAGACGAGUCGCACUCUCGCCUAACAAUGAGCGAGUCCAGCAUUUGCCAGGCCCGGGCCACUGUCAUGAUCUACGAUGACGCCGGUAAGAAGUGGGUGGCGGCGGGACCCGGCCCUCAAACCAUCAGCCGUGUGCAGAUCUACCACAGCCCUGCCAGUAACAGCUUCCGGGUGGUGGGCCGCAAGAUGCAGACAGACCAGCAGGUGGUGAUUAAUUGUCUAAUCACAAAAGGGCUGAAGUACAAUCAGGCCACCCCUAACUUCCAUCAGUGGAGGGAUGCACGGCAGGUGUGGGGGCUCAACUUCAGCAGCAAGGAUGAUGCGUCAAAUUUCGCCAGUGGUAUGACGCAUGCGCUGGACGUGCUGAGCUCCCUGCCUGAUGCAGCUCCAGGUUACUCCACUCUCCCCCGACCAGCUCAGAAUGGACCCUCUCCAGAGGAACUGGAGCAGCUGAGAAGGCAGGAGCAGCAGGAGCGAGAACGACAGGAGUGGGAACGACAAGAACGGGAGCGGGAGCAGCGGGAGCGGCAGGAGCGGGAGCGGCAGGAGUGGGAGCGGCAGGAGCGGGAGAGGCAGGCUGCAGCAGUAAUUAUUCCACCUGCACCUCCAAUGCCAGCAGUUGGCGGCCCCCCACCCCCUCCCGGUCCCCCGCCACCACCUGGGCCCCCACCUCCUCCGGGACCACCACCUCCAAGUAGUGCAGGUCCACCACCUCCUCCGAGUGGUGCAGGUCCACCACCUCCUCCGAGUGGUGCAGGUCCGCCACCUGCUCCUCCGCUGCCCAUGUCCUCAGGAGGUGAUGGAGGAGGAGAUGGAGGGGGUGGAAGCGGAGGAGGAGGCCUGGCUGCGGCCCUCGCUGGUGCCAAACUGCGUAAAGUUGCCAAGCCGGAGGACAGUGGCCCAGGACCCACAGCAGCGCCAGCGCCGCCCCCUAAGACUGACGCAAGCCGCAGUAGUGCCUCCCUGCCAGGAGGGGGCGGCGGAGGAGGAGGAGGCCUGAUGGGAGAAAUGAGCGCCAUCCUUGCACGACGGAGAAAAGCUGCAGAUAAAGGAGAAAAGCCCCCCGAAAAGGUUCCCAUCAAACCGGAGGAGCCGAGUACUGACGACACUGAGUCUCCAGGUGAUGCACUUAGGAGACCGUGGGAGAAGUCAGCCACCAUGCCGAGGAACAACUCUGUCUCCAGGGGCAUGGAUACCAUUGCCUCAGUUCCCUCCCCAGGCCAGUUUCCCAGGACGAAGCCGGUGAGUAGCAGUAAUGAUGCAGCGGGCGGUGACGAAUCGGAUUUGGACAGACUAAAACAGGAACUUCUGGAGGAGAUGCGCAAGGAACUGCAGAAAGUGAAAGAGGAGAUCAUUAGAGCAUUUGUUCAGGAGCUGCAGAAGAGAGGCUCAACAUAAUCCCGUGGGCAGUUUGGGGGGGUGGACCUUUGUCCCACCUGGGAUAAUGUUUUCUAUUCCUUUCCCUCAUUUUUUUUGUUCCCCUUUCUCUCAAGCACAAGUUAAUGCAAACGGGGUAACCUCGACUUGGACAUGCCAAAAGACUGUUUGCCUCGUCAUUUGCUCACACUUUUUCUCUUUCCUUCUGUUUUUUUUUCUUCCCACAACAGCACAUUUUCUCACGAACAGAGCUCUCCUGUGUAAUUUGUAUUUUUUCAGAUCUUAAUUCCCAUUAAUAUAAGGGUCCACAGAAUAUGAAAAGUUAUAUAUGAUUUGUCAUUGUGUACCGAAUGACUGUGCAGCAACAACUUUAUGCCUGUAAAUCAAGAGGGACUGUGGUUGGUUCUGGUACUGUGGGGUCAGGCCACAGGGGAAUCUUCAGGUAGACCACUGUGGACUCGGCAAGACCAAGAUGUAGGACUGAUCGCUGAUGCCACCGUCUCAGGGAUAAGCAGAAUUGCAUUAGCACAAAGAUUUCAUACAUUACACCCGAUCCCACAGUUGGGCAUGGUGAUCACUAUAGAAUCCUCAUAGCGAUGAUGAUGAUGGGAAAGAGCUACAGAUACUAAAACUGGGACUUGAGAAAAGUGGGGAAAGAGGGUGGAGUGGCUGGAACCUAAGAGGAUGGUGCACUUGUGGACUCGUCUGUGGCCUGGUCUGAUGCCUCCUGUGUAUCAGAGGGAACCUGCUUUGAGGUGUACUGUGUGCUCAGGGUCCCGCACUAGCAAUAGCAUUAGCACAACCUCAGUCAAGACAGCAACCGUCUGUUCUGCUUCCCUCUGCUCUAUAUGCAACACAGUUCACGAUUUCAUACUGUAGUUUAGCGGUAAGACUUUUUAAAGAAAGUCUUAAUUGCCUUGAAGAUGUCUAAAUAUAUGUAACUUUUUGAGGGAAUUUAAAACGUAAUUGUUUUAGCUAAGACUACUGGUGAUGGGUGAAUGUUUUUUUUUUUUUCCUUUUUAAAAAUGAAUAUUUUGACCUUAAUUUAAUUUCUUUUUUCUAUUAGAAUAUAGCCUUUUUACACUGAAAUAUGAUAGUAUAAAGACACUGGACUAAACAUGGACUUGUAGUCAAAUACAACUGCUUAUUGUACUGCGUCUGCCUCCUAGCAUUCCUUUACACUAUGUGCGUAAAAGUGAUUCGUAGGGAACUCAAGGGGUAGCAACAUGCUCACUAAGAUGAGUAAAUGGGGUAACAGACUGUAUCGUAACAUCUAAAGAUACAGAAUGUGACAAUAAAUGAAUUACUAGUAAGUUAACAUAAUGGAAAUUUGUAUUUAAAGACACACUGUUUUUUUUUUUUUUUGUAAUGUUUUGCCCAUAUGCACGUUUUUUUUUCCAUUCAAAAAAACAUGUCAUUAUGUUAAUUUUCUAAAAUUCCCAGUGAGACUGUGAGGGCUGUGAUGGACUGUCAUCUAGCCUAGGAUGUGCCCUGCCAUGUACCCUCCGAUUCCUGAGAUUGAUUCCAAAGUUCAAGCUUGUAUGUCAUAUUAUUGUCAGUAUGCUUCCUCAUCUACAGAGGUAAGUAUAUAUCUCAAGGGAACAAAAAAAGUACUCUUUAGAGUUGGAUUUGAAUAUAGUGGGGAGAUAACUCAUUACAAUGUUUUACAUUAAGAGAACCAAUCAGUGUUGUGCCCCCGCGGUACUUAAUUUAUAAUGUGAUGUAUAAACGUACCUUCGCACAUAAAUGCCUUCUGCAUAUUACACUCUUUGACGUUUGUUUAGGCUAAUUCUGCGUUGGUGGUAUAUAAAAAAAAAAAAAUUAAAGGUGAAAUAAUGGCUUAAC
Messenger RNA from Paramormyrops kingsleyae, 3559 nucleotides. It is a transcript of the gene vaspb, whose product is annotated as vasodilator stimulated phosphoprotein b. Lineage: Eukaryota; Metazoa; Chordata; Actinopteri; Osteoglossiformes; Mormyridae. The record is from RefSeq and is a predicted model, not a curated record. Gene Ontology annotation, molecular function: profilin binding; SH3 domain binding. Gene Ontology annotation, biological process: actin cytoskeleton organization; positive regulation of actin filament polymerization; neural tube closure.